Magallana angulata is the source of this 2687-nucleotide messenger RNA. RefSeq lists its product as uncharacterized. The transcript has 9 exons. The record is from RefSeq and is a predicted model, not a curated record. Bases 296 to 1561 code for a protein of 421 amino acids. Lineage: Eukaryota; Metazoa; Mollusca; Bivalvia; Ostreida; Ostreidae.
AUAAACGGAUUCAUGCAAGACCAACAAGACAGUAUUUUUUGGAGAAUGAUUUAAAGUAUAAAAUAAAGUCCGUCACCAGAGAAGAUUUUUAGUGUUUGUUUAAUCUUCUUAAUUCUAGGGAUAAAUCUGAGGUCGCAGACGAUUAAAGGGUAGAAAAACUCGCGCCAAAUCUCUGCACCAUUGACAACAGCCUACCAAAGGUUGCAAUGACGUGAACUAUAGAAUCUUACUUUUCAUGAUUGAAGAGAAUAUGUGAGUUUUUCAGCAUCAAUUUCAAGUGCCAUAUAAAAGGAAGAUGGAUAUCAACAUCUUUUUAAGUCUUCUGACAACCACGGUGUUAAUACGCAAAAUCGGUGCAGCAUGCACUUUUCCAGACGAGCUCCGUGGGACCUGGGUUAGUUCCCAUAAAGGAGCACUGAGCUUCAACGAUUCUCUGAUCACAGAGUACCCCAUUCAAAUGUCAGCUGUGGUGUCCGCCCUGGAUUUUAACUGCCACGAGAGCAGUGGAAGAACAUACCUCAUAAAAUCAACCACGGCUGUUAUUGCAUUUGGUCAGCUGAUUGAUGCAUACAUCUGUUUAGACCUCUACCGAGUGUCCGCCACAAAGUACAAGUACUUCAUUGGCACUACGGUAGACUCCAGCAUCAACGACUAUGUGAAAGGCGUAAUGACACAAACUAACAUCUCUAUGAGCGACGCCUGCAAUAGAGCCACGCCCUAUGCUGCUAACACUUUCAUCACAUUGGUCAAAGACGGUGAAAUAUACACAGGUUCUGCCCAGGCAUCCUGCCCCUCUGACCUUAGAGCCGUGUACUCCACUGUCGUGAUAAAGAACUCGGAUGAUACCACUACUUGUUCUGGAAAUUCUUAUGAUGGGUGCUCCCAGAAGCUUAGCUUCAAGUCCACCUACCAAGCAUGUGCCACAAGUUUGGUGUUUUCAGGUUCCGGGGACUUCUAUUGCCUCCACUCAGAGAUCAUUGGUGACGUCACUUACACCAUUGUGUGGAACAACGACACCACCGUCUCCGGCACCACCUUCAGGUCAACCUGCUUAGCUACCCAGACCUCAGGUUCUGUAUUGUAUGCGACCGAGUACCCUGAAUUUUGCAGAUAUUCGAACCAAACGGGUUCCUCGGUGAUGAGUCCAGGAAUUAAGUACACGAUGUCAUCACAGUCACAAACUUGUGUGAUUAACAAAACGGGAGGGCAGAGUGGUUUCUACUACUUUCUGAUUGUCCUGGGCAUUCUUCUGGUCGCCGGAGCGGUGUUCUUGGGUGUGGUUUUGUACAUGAAAUACAAGAAUAAAAUCAGAAUGAUGGAACUGGAUGUGUAUACGAAAGAAUCAAAGAGUCGCCCAACAACAUCCAAAGAAGAGGAUCAAUCUAAAAAGACAAGCGACCUGACUCCAAAGCUCCCUCCCAUAUUUCCGAACAAACCUUUGAUACAGUCAAAUGAAACCGAGAACCCUGAGACACCGGAACCGGAACCAAAGCCAGCGAACGUGGAGCGAAUAUAUCCGGAAGAAGAAGGCCAGGCAACAGCUGAAAAUCAUUGCCACUAAAUAAUGUUUUCCGUACAUAUUUUCGUCAGUGAACACUGAUAUGCGCAGGGGUUUUAUCACUGAAAUAUUUUACGACCUACGUAUUAUGUGAUGAUAGUUUUCAAUCUUGUCCGUGUAAUGAUUCUCAAUUGAAAAAAAAAUAACAUAGUUUGUACGGAACAAAUUGAACCAAAUCAUUUUCAGUGGCGUAGCUAGGGACAAAAUAUUUGUAAGAAGGGGAUCUGGGAAACAGCAGCCCCCCCCCCCCCCCCCAAUAUAUAAUCCAACAUAGCACAAUAUUUAAUUAAGACGGCAGUAAUUUUGAUAUGGUAAAAUGUAUUAGAUUAGAUUGAAUAGACAUUGGAUCGGUAAGCACGUGCCUACAGUGCCUCAAUGUAGCUACGUCACUGAUUUUCUUUAGCAUGUUUUACUAAGUUAAAAACAUUGGUAGUUUCAUGGAAAAAACCCAUUUGUCAUCUUUAGUUAUCCUCUGGAAUGACUCUGUACACUCCGCGUAACCUUGAUCCAUGAUCUUUACCGACUAUUACAAGUGUUUUGUUUUAAAUAGAUUCUUAUAGUGAUUAACCAGAAAUGCAAAUUAAAAGCAUUUAGCUUAAUAAUUAUGCAUAUAUAUUUACAUCAUAUUCAUAUCCCGAAUGAAUCCCCAAAGAAAGCAUUUUAUUGUUUAAAUAAGAAGACAUUAAAUUAACUGUGAAUAAUAUAAGAUUUGUUAAAGAGUCGAGGAACCCCAUAUACGAAUAAAGAAAAAAAUUUUUUUUUUUACCUUGAAAAUAUUGUUUAAAUAUAUACAUGUACAUAUAGAAUACUAGUAUACUAAUAUUAGUAUCUAGAUUUUGGCAUCGGGGUCUGUACCAUUCAUAACCAGCAAAAUAUUAAAAAUUGAAGUAAAAUUGGAAAUAUUUUAAUUUAAAAGUUUUCAGAUAUUUAUCUUGUCUUGAGUUCAAAAAACUUAAUUUGCAUACAUUGUAGAUUACUAGUAUAUAUUUUAUUCCAAAUGUUUACAGUGUCAAUGCAUUAAAAUUCUCCGAUCCUCAGCCUCAAGUAUUUUAUUUUCAUCCUAAAAAUGUAAUUCAUCCUUCAAACUUUAUAAUUGAAAUAAAAUAAAAAGAAUUUUUCAUGGUAUCCA